This is a messenger RNA of Fusarium mangiferae, 1107 nucleotides long. RefSeq lists its product as uncharacterized. The transcript is spliced from 2 exons. Gene Ontology annotation, cellular component: nucleus. The record is from RefSeq and is a predicted model, not a curated record. Gene Ontology annotation, biological process: positive regulation of transcription by RNA polymerase II. Gene Ontology annotation, molecular function: transcription cis-regulatory region binding; DNA-binding transcription factor activity. The coding region runs from base 1 to 1107 and encodes 368 amino acids. Lineage: Eukaryota; Fungi; Ascomycota; Sordariomycetes; Hypocreales; Nectriaceae.
AUGCUUCCAUACGAACAUCCUUAUAAUCUAUGGCAAUGCUAUUGGGCCACUGCGGCUUUAGAGUUUGCAUUAUCAGGCCAAGAAGUCCUAUAUAGAGCAAUGCUAGCCCAUUCAGCUUUCAACAUUGCUCACUUGCGUAAAAACGACGUCAAUAUGUCCAGUAUGGCUUUAAGAUACUACAGCAAGGCACUGUUAUAUCUAAAAGAUAAUUUGGGGCGUAGCAACACCGACUCCUCGGCUAUGCUAGCUUCUAUCAUGAGCUUGAUGUUUGCUGAGGCUUAUCGCGGUCAUUCUCUAGAUUGGAAACACCACUUGCGAGGAGCAAGGACGCUUCUCCUGUCGUAUCGCGAGUUCGAUCCUUGUGACUUGUCAGAUUUGGCUCGUUCAUCGCUAGAGAGCCUGGGCGUGAUAGAUAUCAUCGCCGGAUCUUCUACAUGGUGCAAUCGCUCUAAUGUCGAGGCUGAUCGUCAGCAUUCAUCCGACGCUGGGAACCCGAGUCCUUUUACGAUGUUGUCCACAUCUGAUUUCAUCUUCACAAUCGGGGCGCCACGCUGCAUUUUGGAAUUAAUUGCCAAAAUCACGCAGUCGAACCAGUUGCAACCUGGUGGCAUAUCUCAGACGACAAACAAUGAGCUGCUUCACGAAGUCCUCUCACGUCUCAAUUCGAUCCAAAGGAGCAGUAGUUUCGUUCCCAACAACCCUCUAGAGGCCAAACAUCAAGACAAUGCUUUUAUAUCAGCGACUUAUAUCUAUUGCUACCGAACAUUGCUCGAUGCGCCCCCUCACGCCGUUCAACAACAUGUUCACGACACCUUGGGUCACGUGUCAUCUUUUCAUGCUAACAGUGCCGGGAACUUUUCUGCAUGGCCAGCUUUUAUUGCCGCAGCCGAGGCGUACGCAGAGGAAGAUAUGGCGACAGCGCAAGAAUGGCUUAAUUGGGCGACAUCAGUGGGCAUUGGCAGUCGAACUGCGAUAAGAGUUGUCCUCAAUGAAAUAUGGCGCACACGCGAGGGAAUCAGCCGACAAAGUGGUUUGGAUCCCGGAAAGAUUGCCUUGGAUUGGAAAAAGGUCAUGUAUGAGCUGGGAUGUGACAGUCUGCUUAUAUGA